Molecule: messenger RNA, 1907 nt
Organism: Drosophila innubila
Lineage: Eukaryota; Metazoa; Arthropoda; Insecta; Diptera; Drosophilidae
Gene: Eogt
Product: EGF domain-specific O-linked N-acetylglucosamine transferase
Exons: 3
Coding region: 246-1817 (523 amino acids)
Cellular component (GO): endoplasmic reticulum lumen
Molecular function (GO): protein N-acetylglucosaminyltransferase activity
Source: RefSeq, a predicted model, not a curated record
GGUUUUUUUUUAUAUGAUGUCGCACCUUUUGAGGAACGACAGGCAGCUGCUGUCGGUGUCGUUGAAUUAACUAAAUCAUAAUCAUCAUCUAUCAGCGAGCCAGUGAGAUCAUCGACAAAGCCACGACCAGCCACUGCCAUUGUUGGCCGUGAAAAUGCUGAAAAUGUAAACCGCAAUUCGUUUAGAAAGUGUGUGUGUGAGCGAGCGAACGAAGUACUUAAAUUAAUACUAAGCAUAGUCUUGGGAUGAUGCUGCAACUGUUAAUACUCAAGGCGCUGCUUGCGCUGCAGCUGAUCUCGAGUUCGAGUCUUGCUGAAACGAAGCCAGAAGUAAAACAUACGCUGACAUUGCCAAAUCUACCGUCCGAUCAUCUCAUACGCUACCUCAACACAUUUCCCAUGCUGAAGGGACAGCUGGCAGGGAAUGCGACGACCAGAAGGGAAUCUCACGCCUGCUGGGGACACGAGCGUAAUUGCAGUCCAGAGGCGCGUUUCCAGACACCCCAUUGUCCGGGCGAUCACACCGGCUGGGUGCAAAGCAAGGAGGCACAGGUGCAGACCUUCUAUUACCAGGCCGACUUUGGUUACAUUCAACAGCAGCUUUCGGAGCUGACGCCCCAAUGUAUGCCCAAAUACUUGACCGACUCAUCGCUGGAAUGCACACGCUAUCUGCGCUUCUGUCGUGGUCGCAAUCUACUCGUCGAUCUGCGGGAUGUGGCCAAGCGCAAGGAGCGUAUUCGCUAUCACAUGGAUGUGCUGAGUCCCGGCCAGAUUUUGGGUCAUUGUGGGCUCAAUAGAACGCGUCUCAAUGCUGAAAUGGAUCACAUUGGAUCGGCACUGCAAUCCUGGGGCCCGGAGCUACGUAAUUUCGAUGUGUUGUCUCAUCCCGUGCUGGAGAGCGGCGCCUGCGACCUGGUUGUUAAUGCACCCACAUUCAUUAUGAAAAUCGAUGCCACCUACAAUAUGUAUCAUCAUUUCUGUGACUUCUUUAAUUUGUACGCCUCGCUGUUUGUCAAUCAAUCGCAUCCGGCUGCCUUCAAUACGGAUGUGCAGAUAUUGAUAUGGGAGACAUAUCCAUAUGAUUCUCCCUUUCGCGACACAUUCAAGGCCUUCACUCAGCGCCAGGUCUGGACACUGAGCGAUGUCCAGGGAAAGCGUGUCUGUUUCCGGAACGUUGUGCUCCCGCUGCUGCCACGCAUGAUCUUUGGACUCUUUUACAAUACUCCCAUUAUCCAGGGUUGUUCCAACAGCGGUUUAUUCCGCGCCUUCUCCGAGUUUAUUCUCCAUCGCCUGCAGAUUCCGUAUCAUCCUCCGCUGGCACAACGCAAACUGCGCAUAACUUACCUAUCACGUCGCACAAAGUACAGGCAGGUGCUGAACGAGGACGCCCUGCUGGACCAGUUGGAUGCCAACGAGGACUACGUGGUGCAACGUGUCUCCUAUGAACGCCUUUCGUUCACCGAGCAAUUGGCCAUCACACGGAACAGUGACAUCCUAAUUGGAAUGCAUGGCGCUGGCUUGACGCACUUGCUCUUUUUACCCAACUGGGCAUGCAUUUUUGAGUUGUACAACUGUGAGGAUCCUAAUUGCUACAAGGAUUUAGCUCGUCUGCGUGGCGUUCACUAUGUGACCUGGGAACAAGCCGAUUUGGUCCAUCCGCAGGACCAAGGACAUCAUCCCGAGGGAGGCGCUCACGCCAAGUUUACAAAUUAUCGCUUUGAUCCCAUUGAGUUUGGACGACUGGUGGCUCAAGCGGCUAACCAAGUGCGAGUGCACAAAGACUUCCCACAGUCAAUGACACAGCACGAUGAGCUUUAGAUUAGUUAUAGCGCUUGUGAUUUCAAUUACCCAAUGCAUUUAUUUAAGCACAUAGAUUUAUUCAAAAAUAAACCGACAGUAUCGAAAGAA